GUUAUAGUCUGGUGGUCAUAUUUCCUUCCAUCCAUACAAAACGGAUUCAACUACCAGCAGAAGGAGCAGUACAUAACAGACACAAGCUGUAAAAAUGGACGGACGGCUCUUUGAAGCCGCAAAGUCAGGCGAUUGCAGGUUGAUGAAGGAGCUGGUGGCUGCCAUGGAUCCAAGCAUAUUGCUCCGCACAACUCCUCAGGGGAACACCUGCCUCCACAUAUCCACUAUCAAUGGUCAUGAGGAAUUCUGCCAGGAGGUGUUGAUGUUAGACAAUUCUCUUCUCACCGUUGCAAACUCACACGGCGAGACGCCGCUGCUCACCGCGGUAACCAACGGCCGCACCGCCUUGGCCUCCGUUUUGCUCAGACGGUGCUGCGAAGCGGGGCUCAGAGAAGCUAUCUUGAAACAAGAUGAGAAUGGAUGUAAUGCCCUGCACCAUGCCAUUCGCAACGGCCACAGGGACCUUGCGUUGGAACUGAUAGCAGCAGAAGCAGGCCUGUCACAAGGUGUAAACAAGUACAGGGAAUCACCCAUGUACAUCGCUGUGAUGAGAGAUUUCACUGAUAUCUUCCGGAAACUGUUGGGGAUUCCUGGUUCUGCUCACGUGGGUUGUCAUGGCCGCAAUGCUCUCCAUGCCGCCGUGAGAAACGGGAAUCCAGUUAUUGCUAAAGAGUUAGUGGAGAAGCGUCCAGGGCUGGCUAGAGAAUUCGACGAUGAAAUGGAUACUCCAAUGCAUCAUGCCGCAAUGUGGGGUAAAACCCAUGUUCUCGGAGCAUUGCUGCAGUAUGAUUGGUCCUUGGGGUAUGUCCUAAGUAAUAAUAAGGACAGUGUCCCGCUCCUUAAUUCCGCCGCAUACCGUGGCUAUGUUAGUGUUGCUAGAGAGCUUGUGCAUCAUUGUCCAGAUGCUCCGUAUUACGACGCUAAUGGUUGCACAUGUCUCCAUCAAGCCGCAUUCAAAGGUCAUCUGGAGUUCGUGGAAUUUAUCCUAGAGUCGCCGUAUCUUCGGAAACUCGUCAACAUGCGAGAUAACGGCGGGAACACUGCUCUGCAUUACGCGGUGCAGGAUUGCAACCCAAGAAUUGUUGCCGCUCUUUUGUCCCAUGGAGACACGGACGUCACGGUACUUAACUACACGGGAAACGAAGCAGUUUGGCAAUUAGGGGGAGCCGCCGAUUAUGCCAAGACAUUAAAUUGGGUACGUCCUUAAUUACUCAUACCGUGCUCCUCUACUUAAUUUACUUGAUGAAGCAUGAACAUAUAUAGGCCGUGUUUAGUUCACCCCCAACUAUCCUAAACUUCUAACUUUUUUCAGGAACUAAACACAGCCAUAUUGCGCUCUUACACAACUUACCAUGCAUUACAUGGACUGUUACUAUUGUUACUAUAAGUAUUAAAAAAUAAUCACAUGAUAAAUUUACAUAUCAUUCAUAUCUAUCUAUUAUCUAUUAUAUACUAAAAGUCUAUUAAACUUCCUACAAAGGCUCUUAAACCACCACGUGGCACUCCUAAAAAUGCUCUCAAGCCGCCACAUGGCACAGUCUAAUCUUACCGUCGAAUUUCAAUUAAAUUGGUGGAACCCAUUAUUUUACAGACUAGAUUAGAUUUAUAUCUUAACUAAUUAAAAGAUUAGUAUUUUUCCGUUCGUCAUCCCCUCUAUUCGUCCGAAUUUUCGCCCAUCCCUCAAAUCCCAAUCCGAUUUCGAUUUUGUUUCUGUCGUCCAUCUGUGAAAAAAGUGUGAAAAAAAAAUCAAGUCUUUCCGAUUCCACAAAAGAAGGAAACAAACUCAAGCGAAGUUUUCGUCCGCAACAUCUGAGUUGAGAGUCCAACACAAAGAAAAAUAAAUCAUCCAGAGUGCGCAUCAACAACCUAAUGCCCGAGCGAUCCAACGAAACUUCAUUGCAAAUGUAGAUACAAAAUCCAAUAGGACAAUCUAGUAAAAGAGAAAACAAAAUAAAAACUUCACCGAAAGCCGAUGACGCCGACGUUGCCGCCGGAUUCGCUGCCGCUGUCGUAGCCAUCGGAUUUCCGGCGCGGGAAGCCGCCAUCGCCGCCGGAUCGGCCCGCGAACCGGAUCUAGACGCGGGUAGCCGCCGGCGCCGUCGGUACCACCGGAUCUGCCGUGGGAAGCAGCCGCCGCCGUCGUUGCCAUCUGAUCUGCCGCGGGACGCCGCCGCUGCUAGAUUGGGCUACGAGAAGCUGCCGCCGUCGUCGGCGCUGUCGACUCCACUGCGGAAAGCCGCCGCCACAGCCGGAUCGGGCCGAGGGAAGCAGUCGGUUCCGUCGGUGCCGCCGGAUCUAGCCGGCGGUACCCGCCGCACUCGACCCCUCUCUCUCCUUAUCCACUCAAAUGGAGUUGUGCCGUCAUUGUCUUUGCGUCAUGCCGGCGAGACAGGAGGGAGAGGAGGAGACGGACUGGCGACACCGGUGGGGAGGGGGAGUGGGAGCAGCGGAGAGAGGGCGGUGGAGAAGGAGCAACGCCGUCGGUCGGGAGAGGGGACGGGAGGGGUAGAUGCGCCGCUGGGAGGGGAGGGGAGGGGAGGUGAGGAGGAGCUCGCGGUGGGGGGAUGGGAGUGGCACCGCCGGUAGGGAGAGGCGCCGUUGGUGGGGGUAGGGGGAGGGGAAGCGGCGGAGAGGGAUCGACAAAAGGGGAGAAGCGGCCAACGGUGGGGGUAUGGGAGGGCAAAAAAGGAAUUAGGUUUAGGUUUCUUUGUCUGGGAGUUUUGAUGGAUUCGGAACCAAUCUGAGUCGUCCAUCAAAAUGAACGGCUCAGAUCAGUCCCGCUUCGGGCCGGCAUCCAUCGACGGGCCGCGCGGGCUUGAUAGGCCGAAUCGUGGUUAAACUUUCGGUUAGGGCCCACCACACAAAGAGAGGAGGAGCAAGGGGAGCGUACUUAGACUUCUUUGGGCCGACGGGUGCUUUUGGGCUGAGGCGGAGAGAAGUGGAAUGGGAGGAAAGCGGGCCGGCUCGGUUGCGGGCUGAAGAGGAAAAUGGGCCGAAAAUGGCCUAUAGAGAAAUAAGGAUUUUUUAUAUAGAUUUUUAUUUAAAUAAAUGCUGAAAUGAUGAUUGUAUUAUCAAAAUUAGCAACUAAGCUCUGUAAUUUUCAAGAAAGUUUCAAAGAGUGUAAUUAAUAUGGAGAAUUUAAUAAAAAUUAAAUCCAACCGUAUCAUUUUAUUUCUAGCACUUACUUUACUUAUAAAUUAAUUUAACUAUAAACCUA
Oryza sativa Japonica Group (Japanese rice) is the source of this 3217-nucleotide messenger RNA. The record is from RefSeq and is a predicted model, not a curated record. Lineage: Eukaryota; Viridiplantae; Streptophyta; Magnoliopsida; Poales; Poaceae.